CAGCUUCGAAUUUCAUCAUUUUGCAUUGAAUUGAAGUCAGUGAUUGAAUUUUAGUGUUUAGAAAUCAUAACAAAAAUGGUGGAAACAGAAACGUACCCUGAAACACAACCACAUUUCAAAAAACCUAGAAUAUCAGAAGAAACCCAUUUCAAUAAUAAUGUUAACUUGAAGACGAAGACUCAACUAUGCAGAAGAUUCAUGCAAGGUGUGUGUUUUCUUGGUCCCAAAUGCAACUACGCACAUGGAUCCUCCGAACUCAGAACAACAACAACAACACCAAAACUCUGCAGAUUGUUUUUACGCAACAAACACUGCUCUUACGGACACACUUGUCGUUUCCUUCAUCACUCUUCUCAACAAUCACAACCUGUGGUAAUGAAGAAUCCGGGAUGCAGGAUGAUGCAAACUUGUGCUGCUGCUGCUGCUGCUACAAUUGAUGGCAACUCUUCUGCCCAGAACAAGAUAAUGCAAACUUCUACUACUCCUACUACAAAUGCCUCAACCAGCACGGUGGCAACUAGCUCUUUGCAUAAGAAUGGACCCUAUGGUGUUAAAUUCAUAUUCAAGAAAAAGGAAUUGCAAAAGAUCAGUGGCAUCUAUGCUGAUUGGAUUUAAGAUGUAUUGCCGCACCAUAGCGCUAAGCAAACUGGACUAGUGGAGACUUGGUUAUUUCUAUUGAGGAAUGAAGGGAGAGAUUUAAGAGUUUUACUUCACUAGUUGUCUGACCAAAUUUGUUUUGAGGAACGUGCUACAGUUUUAUUUUUUCCCUUUUAGCUUUUUGGCACAAGGUAUAUGCUUCAAUCUUUCGUGCAAAUAUGUGUAUAUACAUAGCCUUGUAAAUUUGUUACUCUAAGAUGUAUUGGCACCAUGACACAUCAUUUGGAAUAUAUUUGAUUCAAUUUCCAGUAGGAGUGUUCAAUUGAUUUAUCAGCAACCCAUGACUCACCCGAACACGAAAAACCUGAAACCUGUUCUAGAAUCUGGUUUUGCGGACGGGUUAUUUCAGGUCAUUGAGUUAAAUGUGGAAGUUGAAUACACAAUGGUCUAGACUCUUUGAUGUGUUUCUUUGAAGGACAAAAAUGAAUAUUUGCACUAUCUAAUGUGUAGCUAAGAAGUAUACAAGUAAUCUAUACUAACUUUGACACUCAUAAAGCUGAGUUCACCGAUUCCAGGAAUCCCUUUGUAAAAUUUGAAUAGAUAAGAUGGCAAGUUCUAUAAGCUUAAACAAAAUUGAUUUGAACAUGAAUACAGAAGGAAUACAUGCUCUAAUACUUGUACAAUAAAAAUGCAUAUUUGGCUCGUUGCAGUAACUGAAUACAAAAGCUUGCAUUAA
Messenger RNA from Cicer arietinum (chickpea), 1333 nucleotides. RefSeq lists its product as uncharacterized. Gene Ontology annotation, molecular function: mRNA binding; metal ion binding. The record is from RefSeq and is a predicted model, not a curated record. Lineage: Eukaryota; Viridiplantae; Streptophyta; Magnoliopsida; Fabales; Fabaceae.